CCAAGGACAUUAAAGGCACGCCGCUACGGCCGCAACAGCCACAGCCCUGCCGCAAGCGCGUGACACGUAAAUUUAUAAAAACGUGUGAGUUUCUAGCGAAUGAAUUCAAACGUUCUUUAGCCGUCGCAUUCAACGCAAGUUCCAGAACGUACAGUGUCGUCUCAAACUCCAUCAUGUUAUCUACAAAAGUGCUACUGGCUGUUCUGUUUGUUGUGAUGGCCAGUCAGGCGCAUCCAGUGUCUCGUCCGUCUCCUGGAUUCUCUUAUUUCAGCCGGAGCAACAAGUUGCUCUAUAAUCACGAAAUGGUGCCGACAACGGCCAAGCCCACCCAGCACCGUUCGGCUACGGCAGCCUCGGGUAAGAUCUACGACGAAGUCGUCACUAACAAGCCCAAAACAGGACCGUACGGAAUGACGUUUUUCAAACGCAAACCGGCUGGCGGACGCAACAAAACGGAGAUGGUCGACACGUUAACGAAGAAGGCCAAUCUAGUGGAGCUGAAGAAAGGGAAUCAUCAUCACCAUAAAAAAAUCGAUAAAUUCUUUAGAGAAUCAUCCGCUGCGUUGGCUGCCAAUCAAACGCGAGUGAGACCUACGGCCGAUGUCGCCGAAAAAAAGGAAUCCAUCGUCAAGGUAUCGACCAACUCGACGGAGGGUAAGGCGAUUCAAAGGCCGUUGGAAUUGACUGAAGUGAAGGAAUCGGAGAAGUCGGAGGAAGAAUCACCCGACAAGGAGGAAUCCGAAGAAGAAUCAUCACCCGACAAAGAGAAAGCGGAAGGCAAAUCGUCGGAAGAAUCUUCGGAGGAAUCGUCAGAAGGAUCAGGAUCUUCAUCGUCGGAAGAAUCUUCUGAAGAAUCUUCGGAAGAGUCGUCGGAAGAGUCUUCCGAAGAAUCUUCAGGUGAAUCCUCGCUAGAAGGAGAAGAAGAAGAAGAAGAAAAAGAGUCGGAUGGAUCGAAAACAUCGGGACGGACGCCAGCUGGAACGCAACUGAUGGUCGAUUCGGCCGACGUCUUCCCCGAAAUGCAACGUCUGCACAAGAAAUUCGGCAUCACGACGAAGGGAACUCAACUCUUGUUCAUCUCUGGAUUGCAUCCAUCGCAACAAUCCAAUAACAAAUCGUUGUCAAACACUAGGCCUACUGAAGCCAAAAAGAAGGAUAAAGCCGUCCGUCAGCCAUCGAUCGCUUCCACCACCGACAAUCAGCCAUCAACGUCUACGACCGAAUCCAGCGAGAAGAAAAGCCAAGCCCUUGCACCGGCGGUGGAUGAGACACGGCGCAUGGACUGGCCAUCCGACCUGAAAGCGAAUGGCGAACGGAUUGAAGUGCCAUGGCCAUCCGACCUGAAAGCCAAUGGCGAACAGAUUGAAGUGCCAAUCAAGCCGAAAGUGCGCGCUCAACAUUUAUUCUUUUCGGCGAUGAAUCGAGGCAAGGCAGCAACGACCAGCAAAGCGGCAACAUCGCACGCGCGUAUCUACAGCUCGGUACAAGCUCCGAACGCGGCUGGAAGACCUUCCUCGCAGCAGAGACAGAGAACGGCGACCGUCCUGACACCUGGUGGGACGCAUCAAGCGAAUUGGGACGAUGAUUUCUUCCCAUCCAUAUCGAAACCUGUCAAUAACAAUGCGUUGCGAUUUUUCCGCUCAACCGCAUCGGCUACGAGGGCCCGCACUUUAGCGAAAACUGGUUGAAAGACAAGGUCGACUUUCACCCCGUCUAGCGGCAUCCAGCAGCACCUACCUUUUCGUAAUAUCUAGGACAAAUUUUUAUUUGCUUUAAUUUGCAUUUUUAUUGGUAUCAUAUUUAUUGAUGCUCUGCUGGAUCAUUUUUUUCAAAAACAAAAUGUGUCCAGCCAUUGGAGUAUAUAAUAACCAAAUUUGUUUUUGUUUUUGUUUUUUUCAAAAGGACGUGGAGAGUUUGAAACAUUCGUCGAUGUAAUUGCGUUGUACAUUUUGGAUAAAUUACUUCUAUUUGAUAUCAAAAAAUAGUUCACCAUUCCCUUGCUUAAUUUUUCUAUUUUUUUGUAAUGAAACAAUAAACGAAUUUCACAGUA
Messenger RNA from Daphnia magna, 2050 nucleotides. RefSeq names its product transcriptional regulator ATRX homolog. The record is from RefSeq and is a predicted model, not a curated record. The transcript has 2 exons. Lineage: Eukaryota; Metazoa; Arthropoda; Branchiopoda; Diplostraca; Daphniidae. Bases 174 to 1688 code for a protein of 504 amino acids.